Messenger RNA from Phaeoacremonium minimum UCRPA7, 522 nucleotides. RefSeq lists its product as hypothetical. NCBI's taxonomy places the organism in Eukaryota, Fungi, Ascomycota, Sordariomycetes, Togniniales, Togniniaceae. The record is from RefSeq and is a predicted model, not a curated record. Bases 1 to 522 code for a protein of 173 amino acids. The transcript is spliced from 2 exons.
AUGAAAACUGGUUCUAAGCGAAAGUUUGGUGAUGAGAACGAGCAGGUGAAGUUGGCCAGUACAGUCUCCGAGAAAGGGAAGGAAGAUACUGUUCCCAUGGUCAAACCAUUGGCCAUUCGCGAUCUCAAAAACCGACGGAGUAUUAAGGAUCUGUCAUCUGCAAGACAGCCCAGCAAGGAGAAGCUGGGCAAUUCAGCAACAUCCGGUCCGCAGCGCAAGCCCCUCGCCGCAAAGAGCACGAAUGACGAUUUGUCAUCUCCCAAGAAGAGUACGAAGCCUUCUCCUGUUGAUGACCCAAUAUCGAAACCAAAUGCCUUAAAGGUCGCGUCUAUCAAGGAACAGCCCAAGGAUAAGAAAAAGCAGAUCCUGCGCUCGUCUGUCCAGAUACACCAGAACCUGCAGCAGCACAUCACGAUUCCGCCAGGGACACACCACCACCAGCAGACAUAUCAGUACACGGCGAGACGUCUCGACCUAGUAGGCGAGCCCGCACUUCCAUUAGCUACGCUGAGCCGAACCUGA